Molecule: messenger RNA, 1332 nt
Organism: Ogataea parapolymorpha DL-1
Lineage: Eukaryota; Fungi; Ascomycota; Pichiomycetes; Pichiales; Pichiaceae
Product: Kynureninase
Exons: 1
Coding region: 1-1332 (443 amino acids)
Biological process (GO): NAD+ biosynthetic process
Cellular component (GO): cytoplasm
Molecular function (GO): pyridoxal phosphate binding; kynureninase activity
Source: RefSeq, a predicted model, not a curated record
AUGGUCUCUGACGAAGCUGCCGCCCUGGACGCGAAAUACGAGUGCCAUGCUGACGAGUUUACCUUUCCAACUUUCCAGUCAAUGGGAUUGGAUGGCCCGGCCGACCAGAAAGUGACAUAUCUCUGCGGGAACUCGCUCGGACUUAUGCCCAAAAACCUCCCACAGGCGGUCAAUGCUGAGCUGGACGCGUGGGCUGCCCGUGCUGUGGAGUCGCAUUUCAGACACCCGCACGAAAGUACCGGGGGAGUUCCGUGGAUGGAUAUCGAUCUGCCCGUGGUUCCUCUGCUGGCACCAGUGGUUGGUGCGAAACCAAGCGAGGUGGCGUGUAUGGGAACGCUGACGAUGAAUCUAAACUCACUCUUGUGUGCUUUUUAUAGGCCCACCAAACUAAAGUACAAAAUUGUGUUUGAGAAAGGCGCGUUUCCAUCUGAUUACUAUGCUUUUCUCAACAUGGUCAAAUUACAUGGCUUCACGGACUCCGCCUUGAUCCAGCUCGAACCGAGACCUAAUGAGUUCACUCUGCGGACAGAAGACAUCCUCAAGACGAUUGAAGACCAAAGCGACAGCAUUGCGCUCGUUUGCUUGCCGGGAAUCCAGUAUUACACCGGACAGUAUUUCGAGAUCGAAAAGAUUACAGCCUUUGCUCACGCAAAAGAUUGUGUGGUUGGCUGGGAUCUUGCGCACGCGGUUGGCAAUGUGGACCUAAAAUUGCACGACUGGGACGUGGAUUUUGCUGCCUGGUGUUCGUACAAGUACCUCAAUUCGGGGCCCGGUGCAAUUGGUGGCAUCUUUGUUCAUGAGAAGCAUUGCAGGCCGGACGUGCCGCGGUUGGCCGGCUGGUGGGGAAAUGAUGCAGGCGAGCGUUUCAAGAUGCUUGAGCAAUUUAGACCAAUCGAUAGCGCGCUCGGCUUUAGACAGUCCAACCCGAGUGUACUGGACGUUGUCUCGUUGAAGGCAUCUUUAGAAACUAUGCAUAAAUGUGGUGGUAUCGAAAAAUUACGAGCAAAAAGCAUACAGUUGACAAACUUUCUAGAGAGAUUGCUGCACGCGUCGCCAUACUACCGUGACAUCAGCGAGUCGAGCAGCACCACCGAUCCGCAUUUUAUCAUACUGACUCCAACUGACCCGAAUCAGAGAGGAGCGCAGCUGUCGCUACUGUUCAAGCCUGAAGAUGCAAUGGAAAAAGUUUUCAUGUACAUGAACUCACACGGCGUUAUCUGCGACGAAAGGCGGCCCAACGUCAUCAGAUUGGCUCCCGCACCUUCGUACAACACGUUUGCCGAUUGCGUCAGGUGCGUUACCCUGCUGAACAAAAGUUUUCAGGUCACUUAG